Molecule: messenger RNA, 1051 nt
Organism: Chiloscyllium plagiosum (whitespotted bambooshark)
Lineage: Eukaryota; Metazoa; Chordata; Chondrichthyes; Orectolobiformes; Hemiscylliidae
Gene: vopp1b
Product: VOPP1 WW domain binding protein b
Cellular component (GO): cytoplasmic vesicle membrane
Source: RefSeq, a predicted model, not a curated record
GAUUGGACAAUAACGGGGAAGCUCGCCCCCGCAGCUGCGCUCGGGGCUCCGCUCGUUGGCGAUGGCAAGUCGCUGAACUGGUCCCGCAGCUCUCAGCAGUAGCACCAUGUUCCGGAGACCCAGGCCGAGCUCGGUGAUCAGCUGUUUGAUCCUUUUGUACUUCGAGAGUGCAACAGCCAAAAAGUACUGCUGGUUUGUGAAUGCAGGAUAUCCCACUUAUUUUACAUGUCGUGCAUAUGAGGACUGCUGUGGUACAAAAUGCUGCAUGCGAGCAUUCUCUAUUCAACGGUUAUGGUAUUUUUGGUUUCUAUUGAUGAUGGGGGUGCUGUUUUGUUGUGGCGCUGGUUUUUUUAUCCGGAGACGACUACAUCCUCCUCAACUGACUACUGACCCUCCAUUUACAGUGGGCUUCACUAGGCAACCUGUUAAUACAGGUGGAUUUCAGACCACAGGGAACAACCUGACUGGAAUGCAAUAUUACACGGAACCUGGAGCACCUGUUGCUAAUCCCAUUGCCUCAACGUAUCAAAUUCAGCCAAAUUUUCCUCUACUCAAUCCAGCGUAUCCACCCCCGCCAGCCUACUGCAAUCAGCCACCCCCUCCGUACGAGCAAGUUGUUAAAACCUCAAAUAAGGAAGGCGAAAGAUAAAUAUCAAGUUUCAGUAAAUAUCACUUUAUAGACUGGCAGCGUCUGACCCACAGGAGAAGUUUCGGAGAGAUGCAAAUCUCUGGGCGUAAACACUUAACCACAGUUCAUCCCAGAAAUUGCAUUUAGCUUUGAUGCCUUUUUCAUAGAUUAACAUACCGUAGACCCUCCAGCUUAUGUGGUCAAAGCUUUGUAAGAAAUAACAUGUUCUGUUUCAAAAAUGGGAAUCUAAGAUAGGGAAUUGUAUAAUCUUCAGUAAGUAAAAAAAGUCUAGAUUUCUGUAGAAACUUUGUUUUAAAAAUAACUGUUGUCCUUGGAAAUGGUUUAUAAGUAAAAUUUUAAUCCUCGUUUAACUCUUUAUUUAUGGCUGUUUUGGUCAAAUUAAAAUAGAAACAAAUUGUUUAA